Myotis myotis is the source of this 1174-nucleotide messenger RNA. Its product is annotated as neuropeptide Y receptor type 6-like. Lineage: Eukaryota; Metazoa; Chordata; Mammalia; Chiroptera; Vespertilionidae. The record is from RefSeq and is a predicted model, not a curated record. Gene Ontology annotation, biological process: G protein-coupled receptor signaling pathway. The transcript has a single exon. The coding region runs from base 59 to 1174 and encodes 371 amino acids. Gene Ontology annotation, molecular function: neuropeptide binding; neuropeptide Y receptor activity. Gene Ontology annotation, cellular component: plasma membrane; neuron projection.
AAAAUAUUCACCCACAAAACAAGUAAGCUUAGAAAAGCUUUCUCAUAACCCUGACAAAAUGGAACUUUCUUUAAACCAUCCAGCACCUAAUAAAACCAAUAUAAAGAGCAACAACUCUGCAUUUUUCUACUUUGAGUCCUGUCGACCCCCUUCUCUAGCCUUGUUCCUAUUACUCAUAGCCUACACUGUGGUCUUAAUUGUGGGCCUUUCUGGAAACCUCUCUCUCAUCAUUAUCAUCUUCAAGAAGCAGAGAGAAGCUCAGAAUGUCACCAACAUACUGAUUGCCAAUCUCUCUCUCUCUGACAUCUUGGUAUGUGUCAUGUGCAUCCCUUUUACUGUCAUCUAUACUCUGAUGGACCACUGGAUAUUUGGAGAUACCAUGUGCAAACUCACUUCCUAUGUACAGAGUGUCUCCAUUUCUGUAUCCAUAUUCUCACUUGUGUUAAUUGCUGUUGAAAGAUAUCAGCUGAUUGUGAACCCCCGUGGCUGGAAGCCCAAUGUAUCUCAUGCCUACUGGGGUAUCACCUUGAUUUGGCUGUUUUCCCUUCUGUUGUCUAUUCCCUUCUUCCUGUCCUACCACCUCACUGAUGAGCCUUUCCACAACCUCUCUCUAUCCACUGACUUCAAUACUCACCAGGUGGCCUGUGUAGAGAACUGGCCCUCCAAAAAGAACCAGCUCCUCUUCACUACCUCCCUAUUUAUGCUCCAGUAUUGUGUCCCUCUGAGCUUCAUCCUCAUCUGCUACCUGAAGAUUAUUAUCUGCCUCCGUAGGAGAAAUGGAAAGGUAGACAGAAAGAGAGAAAAUGAGAGCCGGCUCAAUGAGAACAAGAGGAUCAACACAAUGUUGAUCUCCAUUGUGGUGACAUUUGGGGCCUGCUGGUUGCCCUUGAAUAUCUUCAAUGUCAUCUUUGACUGGAAUCAUAACGUGUUGAUGACCUGCCACCAUGACCUGGUAUUUGUGGUUUGCCACUUGGUUGCUAUGGUUUCUACAUGCAUAAACCCUCUCUUUUAUGGUUUUCUCAACAAAAAUUUUCAAAAGGACCUGGUGGUGCUUAUUCACCACUGCUGGUGCUUUACACCUCGGGAAAGAUAUGAAAAUAUUGCCAUCUCCACUCUGCACACAGAUGAAUCUAAGGGAUCAUUAAGAUUGGCUCCUACAUCAACAGGUAUAUAA